Molecule: messenger RNA, 1779 nt
Organism: Pomacea canaliculata
Lineage: Eukaryota; Metazoa; Mollusca; Gastropoda; Architaenioglossa; Ampullariidae
Product: sialidase-like
Exons: 3
Coding region: 1-1779 (592 amino acids)
Source: RefSeq, a predicted model, not a curated record
AUGGCUGCGAGUAAAGCACUAUCAAGCUUACGUGUAACCAGUAUCUCACCUGUUCUUCAGAAAAUGCCACCAUCAGUCACAGUUUCAACCUUGCUGUCGCCAUCUGUAAGCACCCCAGCAUGCCAAGCUCAGAGUCAGAGUUCAAAGGUGAAAAUUGCCCCCAAACUAAUCCUGCCACGAUCUCAGUUUUUCACUCCACUUCUGACCAUUGCCCAACCUACAACUCCUGUUGCUGGCCCCUCUUUGAUUGGUCAGCCAAUGAUCUCGAUUCAUGCAGCAGAAGCAGUGCAAGCCAUUGGUAUUUCGGGAGUGACAGGAGCAGGACGGGAUGAAGUUGUCACCUCUGGGGUAGUCAUCACCCCACCUUCGACAUCCAUCCCACAGAUAUUUGCCUCCCAGCCAGAGAUGCUGUCGUCUACAACAGGGUUUCCAUUGGGCAUUCCAAGCCUUGUGUCAACACCACAAGGCAGCACUGUUGUGACACCAGGCACACCUGGGACUCCUGGCACCCCAGGCACCCCUGGUACCCCAACCUCUGACCCUCAAGCAUUGUGGAAGCUGAAGCUGAAAGGCAAACUUCUGAUGAAACGUUCCAUCAGCGAGCAACGCAUGAUGUCCCUUGAGGCAGAGAAACCAGCCUCGCCUGCCACACUUGGCCCAAAUUCUACAGCUGCUGCAACACCUACAACACCCUCUACAUCACAGUCCAUUUUGUUGGCAUCGUUAAACAAAGCCAUUUCUUCACCUUUCACGCUACUAACCAGCAGUGUGGCAGGAGUGCAUGGGCACCCCUCCUCUGCAACACCAAGCAGGGAAUCUCCACAAACAAACCAGCAAACACGGUCGAUUCCUCCUAGCAUUCAUGCCUCCCUUGGGGGCCUAAAACUGAGCAAAGCUGCUUCAACAAGCAGCACUGAAAAGUCUAGUGGCAGUUUUCAUGGAAACCCUUCUUUCUUCAGAACUCUCUCAGAACCUGUGACAAAGGACUCAGCCAUCAUCGCCAAUAUCCCUAAGCUUGAACUCCUCGCAGCUGUAAACAGAAGUUCUGGAGCUGCAGGCGUGCCCAAGGAUGAUGAGGAGGAUUCAUCAGCUGGCGACGAUUCUUGCAAGGCCAUUUCUUCUGCUGGCUUUGGCAACCUGGAAGAUGUUAUGCCCAUAGCAGAAGCACACCAGGCAGAGCCCAAUAUGCCAUCAACAGCAGAAAGCAGUGAUACAUUGGUUGUGCCAGCCUCAGUUCAGCCAGGAGCCACAUCAAUGUCUGUGCCAGUUGUUCUCGCACAGCCAGUCUUUGUCAACUCCCAGAUUCAGAGCAUAGCUUACAAGCCUAUCAUCAGUGUGAAUAUGUUGGCCCAAAGUCGCAGAUGGGCAGAGGGCAUCAACAAUGAAGCCAUGCAGCUAGGAACGGUGGUUAUCGCUGGCUCAAAGAUCACUUUACCUGCUAUUCCACUCUCUUGUCUCUUGAACUCUAGCUUCUUGCCUCCAUUUUCAUCCAUUCCAAGUGAAGGGACUUUAUUGCCAAACCAUGAGCAGAAAGAUCAUCCAUCCCCUUCCAUCUCACAAACUGUAGCUGCAUCCUUCAAUGAUACAUUUAGUGGAACAGACAAGCAGGAUGUUGAAAGUGAGGGAGUAGAUGAAAACUUAGAGGUUUUUGGAAAAGGCAAGGAUCAGCGGGACAUAUCCACAUUGUCCAGACAGAUGUCGCUUAAAGAGGUGCAGGAAGGGAAUGAGAAAAAUCUAACCACAUCACCAGCCUAUGUAUGUACAAGUCCGAGGGAGUAA